Thunnus maccoyii (southern bluefin tuna) is the source of this 2899-nucleotide messenger RNA. Its product is annotated as vesicle-associated membrane protein-associated protein B-like. Gene Ontology annotation, biological process: endoplasmic reticulum membrane organization. The record is from RefSeq and is a predicted model, not a curated record. Gene Ontology annotation, molecular function: FFAT motif binding. The transcript is spliced from 6 exons. Bases 265 to 1020 code for a protein of 251 amino acids. Gene Ontology annotation, cellular component: endoplasmic reticulum membrane; plasma membrane. NCBI's taxonomy places the organism in Eukaryota, Metazoa, Chordata, Actinopteri, Scombriformes, Scombridae.
CUUCCUUCCCGCCCCUCCCUCCGCUGCUAGCCCAGUUAGCAGUAGCACAGUUAGCCUCCAGCAGCUGUCGGUGGCAGUCAGUCAGUCAGUCAGUCAGUGAGCUGGUGCGACUGUAACCGUCGUCCUCCUCCUUCCCUCCCGUGGACAGACAAACCGUGGACGGCCGGGUUGUUUCUUCGGGAGCCAGCUGCGGUAGAAUCGUUGUCCCCGCCGUCGCGACAGGAAGCAGCAGCAGCAGCAGCGGCAGCAGCAGCUCUCUGGGCCAUGGCCAGAACAGAACAAGUGCUGGUGCUGGAGCCACAACACGAGCUGAAGUUCAGAGGACCGUUUACAGAUGUCGUCACUGCCACUCUGAAGCUCACCAACCCCACAGAUAGAAAUGUGUGUUUCAAAGUCAAGACAACCGCACCUCGCAGAUACUGUGUGCGCCCCAACAGUGGCAUCAUCGACUCCGGAACCUCCAUCAACGUCUCUGUUAUGCUACAGCCUUUUGACUACGACCCCAAUGAAAAGAGUAAACACAAAUUCAUGGUGCAGUCCAUGCUGGCUCCGUACGACAUGACUGACAUGGAAGGAGUUUGGAAGGAGGCGAAGCCAGAAGAGCUGAUGGAUUCAAAGUUGAGAUGUGCAUUUGAGAUGCCUCUAGAAAAUGACAAAACUCAUGAGAGUGAAAGCAACAAAACUGUGUCUUCCUCUACCUCCUCUGUUAAGACCGAGCACUCUGCGCUGCCGAAGUCUGCCAGCGCCUCGCUGGAUGACGGAGAGGUGAAGAAGAUCAUGGAGGAGUGCAAGCGGCUGCAGAUGGAAGUGCAGAGGCUACGGGAAGAAAACAAACAGAUCAGGGAGGACGACGGACUGCGGAAGAGAAAGGUGACGUCGCUGGCCGCUGCUCCCCACUCCUCUUCUUCCUCCGUCAUGGCAACCUCGGCCAUGAGGGACGAAGGCCUAAGCAUCCGCGUCCUGGCGCUCUGCGUGCUCUUCUUUGUCAUUGGAGUCAUCAUUGGCAAGCUCGCCCUGUAGAGACACAGACGGACAGAGCACAGUGACAGACGGCGAGGACGGCGUGCUCGGGAGGACACGCGUCAAUGACGGCAACGGGGAUGUCUUCUGGGUUUAUGUUGAUUUCUCUUUCUUUUUUUUUUUUUUUCUUUUUUUUAAACAUUUAAGGCAAUAUCAUGAUGGGUUGUCUGGAUGGAAAAUAAUUUAAUGUGUAAGAAAAAAAAAAAGAAAACAAAGGAAGGCGAUUCCAGUUAAAUCACCAGUACGAGCGUUUUUGUCACAGGUCUUGCCUUCUUUUCUUUUUUUUUUUUUUUGUGAAAUAAUCUCCACCUCUGAUCCGUUCUUUCCGUCCAUCCCUCGUUCUUAAAUGAUCUUCCCCCAACUUGCACAGGUAACAGUUAGUGGUGUGUGGAUGUGGCUUCACUCUGGCUGAAUGUCUAAAGUCUUUCAUUGAUUCUAUAUUGAUUAUCAAGUCUUUAACUUCCACAUUGUCUGUAAGAAAGAUCCGACACUCCUCCUCUGAUGAUCUCUCUUCCACUUAUUACUGAUAAUCUACAAGGAGAGUUGAACACAAGCGACGAGUGAAAGACUCAAACUGUAUCGUCUUCUAAACAGUUUGUGGUUUAAAAACGCGAGCCAGUUAAAGCCGUGCAUUUGUGUGCGUGUGUCUGUGUCUUGUUGAUUUUUUUUUUUUUUUUCUUUUUCUUUUUUUUUUCUUCCUCCUGCAGGAGGGCUGAUGUGACUGCAUGUGUAUGUUUUUAUGUGAGGAGACCACAAACGGUGAAAUCACAGGCUGUUGAGUUUUAGAGCGAAGGAAGAGGGGUGGUUUAACAGAUUUCCUGUACACAACAGAAAAAAUGGGGGUUUAUUUGUUAAAAAAUCUGAUUAAAAUGUAUCUGACCAGACCAAGGAAUCAAUAGGAAUUCAAUAAAUCCAUUUUUGGGGCAAUUGGUAAAAAUUAUGACUUAAUAAAAUCAAGAUUACGACAUGAAAUUAAUGCUACGCAGUGAUCUAGUUCAAAGACAAAGCAUCAGAGUUUCCCAGUUAACACUUUCUUGAUCAUUACUUCCUCAGGUUGCGAGGGAGAAAGUGGCAUCAGCCAAUAAAAACACCUUAAAACAAACUUGUCAUGCAAAACCAACUCUGACAUUUUCAGUAUAUAACACACAGUAUGUAACAGUAGUUUUGGCCACCUUGUUUAAUUUGGAGUAUUGUAUUUUGCGUCCUUGUAUUACAACAGUUGUUUGCUUUCUUUCUUAUAUUAUCAUGUAGCCACGAUGCUUCUCAUGUUUAAUAUUCAAAUGCACUAUAUUCAAAUGUCCACUCUGCAGUCUGCAUGAAAUGACCUGGAUUUAUUAUUAUUAUUAUUUUUUUGAGUGUUGGAAAUUAUAUGAGCAAAACAGAAAAAAAAAAAAGUACCAUCUUUUCAAAAGGGACCAUCUUGAGUCUGGUUCAUCAGUUUUUUUUGUGUGUGUGUGUGUGUGUGUGUGUGUGUGUGUGUGUGUGUUUUUUUGUUUCCUUUCGGUCAUCUUUUUCUUCAGUUUCCUGUUGGGCUCUGGUGGUCGUGUGAGAAAACCGAGACAACACAGCUGUAUUAUCUCGGCUAUCACAUGACCAUCUCGGCAAACUCGGCCGUUAAGAGGAAGAAUAAAUAUCUGUAUUUUUUCGUUGCCUGAAGGAGCUUCGGGGAGCAGAGAUGUGGGGAUGUGGGCGGCUGGGAGGAGGACUGACCUGUGAAUACACACUACAUUGAUAAAAGUUAAAAAAAAAAAAAAAAAAGGCAUCAGUGCUUCAGACCACACAUGCAGAGAUACAGUCACACAACAAUGUAAUCACACAGUAAUUGGAUACUCUUUUGUAUGUACAUAAAAAUAAAAUUACUUAAAAGAUAACCGGCAAA